ACAACCACCGAUCAUGUCACAGUCAGAACCACCGACCGUCACCAGUUAUCUUUUUUGUGCCAGGCCCCUACGAUGGGGAAUUCUCCAACCAAACGGCAGUCAAGUGGCCAACCUUCAGUACCAGGACCCCCUCCAAGUGCAAUCAGGAAAGGCGUGCUAAGCGUCCUAACCGGCCGUCCUCCGCUCGUGUGCACAUUUUAUUAUGAAUCUCAAGUAUUUACGCACCAGAUCCAGCUGCCACUUCUGUACGACCGUCCACAAUCUGGUACACAAGGGACCGCGCUCGUGGACUUGGAGGUGGAGCUCAGAAAGAAGCUGCAACUACCCGAAGGAUCCAGUGUCUUCGCUGUCGUACAGGCAGAUGAGCUCUACAGUCCUCCAUAUCCUCUGGUAAUGAUCAAUAUUGUGGCUGCCCGACUAUUCACCAACCCGGACGAAACUCGCAUUCCAGUUUUGCAUUACGCCUUGGUUGUCCGACACAUGGGGCUAUUAAAGCAACCCCUGCCCAUGGGGAACGCCUACGAGUCGCCAUUCUUCGCAGUGAACGCGGCUGCGUUGGCGGAAACGACAAACUCUAUCGCGCGAAAUUUAGCUAGACGUAGGUUUGUGCAAAAUUUGCAAACUUUUGGCUUUGCUAGACUGGAAGUGACGCCGGAGCAGGCGAAAAUCCCGCAAUUGGCAUUUGAACGUGUGAGGAAGUGGCUGGUGGAGCAGUUGGAGUUGCCCAAGGAGAAGAGAUGGAUCGACUAUGUGGAUGUGAGCAAGCCUGGAGAAAAGGAAAGCGUUGAAGAUAACCCGAGUGACAGUUUGUAUUCUUCGCACCCGGUCGUGUCGCGUGGACGGCGUGUGGGCUUUAGCUUGGACCGUAAUCGAGAGUACAUGCAACUUCGUCUCCCUAUUGCGGCUAGUGGCACACCGUGGCCCCCUGUUUACUUCCAGGAUAGCGAGGAGAACAAGGAGUUUGCAAACGAGUUGCUGACGCUAUUGGAGUUGCUGGAUGAUAUCUCGCGUGACUGUAUGAAAUCUGUCUGUGAGAUUUUCAAUAUUGACGAGCGCUGGUUAUUUGAUGAGUUAUUGGAUGAUCGAACUCGCCCAACGGAAGGCUUUACCGGUCCUAGAGAUAAGAGUUAUCAGUAUGGUGCAUCGGUGCUACGCAUUUACAAUUACCGUAACAAGGCUGCAAACGGACAGAGCCCAGCCGACGUGGAUCCGAACGAUUAUUCAUGUGGAGUGCAUGCUGAUCUUGGACUAGUUACAGUGUCUCCUGUAGCUACUGUCCCGGGGUUACAGAUGUGGAAUCUGGAGCGAAUGAAUUGGGCGGAUGUGGAGGAGAAUGCUACUGCACUCCACUUUUCGGUUUUUGCUGGAGAAACGCUGGGAUUGCUUACACACGGAGUCAUCUCGGCGCCUUUGCAUCGCGUACCACCGAUAUGCGUGGAAAUAGAAGCCGAGAGACGAAUGUCCAUGCCUUAUUUUCUGAGAGCCAUACCGAGUGCUUGUCUAAAUCCGAAAGCACCGAAAGUUGAGCAAAUCACAUGCCGCGACUUCAUGGAGGACAUUGUUUUCAAAAAACGACCGUGGCGCCGAGAGAAGAGUGAUAACCCUGCACCACCAGAUUACUAAAAUAAUCGCACAAAAUAUUUUGCCGCAUUGUGUGUAUACUUUAAAGUACAUACAUCGAAGUAAUAUCGAAGCUAAGUAUCACGCCAUUAGUUCCAAAACCUUAUAAUAGUCCAUCCACGCAUUAGAUUGCUGCCAUUUUCUUGAGUAGUGGUCUAAAAUCAACUCUACUGAAAAUCCAUACUUGAAGCAAUUCUGCUGCAAUGGCAUGACGACACCAUGAAUCGAAUGAAACUGCC
This is a messenger RNA of Phytophthora nicotianae INRA-310, 1859 nucleotides long. RefSeq lists its product as hypothetical. The transcript has a single exon. Gene Ontology annotation, molecular function: dioxygenase activity. The record is from RefSeq and is a predicted model, not a curated record. Bases 73 to 1623 code for a protein of 516 amino acids. NCBI's taxonomy places the organism in Eukaryota, Oomycota, Peronosporomycetes, Peronosporales, Peronosporaceae.